AUGUCAACCCAGCUGACUUUCCUGUUGAUCUUAUGCGUUCUCACCACGUCGGCUGCUCUUGUUCAGUUUCCACGUAGCAAUCGCUACGGAUUCAUCUCGAGCUACGAUGAACCAUCUCGGGACACUAUGAUUGUUGAGCAUAAGCGAUACGAUCGCAACUGCUUCUUCUCACCAGUUCAGUGCAUGCUCUCCUACAAUGAUGUCCCACUGGUCGUCACUCGAAAGGCAUCCAAGAGAUUCGAUCCUCUGCUCGCCAGUCUCAACAACUUCAAGUAA
Caenorhabditis briggsae is the source of this 276-nucleotide messenger RNA. Bases 1 to 276 code for a protein of 91 amino acids. The transcript has 2 exons. The record is from RefSeq and is a predicted model, not a curated record. Lineage: Eukaryota; Metazoa; Nematoda; Chromadorea; Rhabditida; Rhabditidae.